Brachypodium distachyon (stiff brome) is the source of this 873-nucleotide messenger RNA. Its product is annotated as mycothiol acetyltransferase. NCBI's taxonomy places the organism in Eukaryota, Viridiplantae, Streptophyta, Magnoliopsida, Poales, Poaceae. The record is from RefSeq and is a predicted model, not a curated record. Gene Ontology annotation, molecular function: acyltransferase activity, transferring groups other than amino-acyl groups. The transcript is spliced from 2 exons. Bases 4 to 606 code for a protein of 200 amino acids.
CACAUGCUAUGGGUGUCUGUACCUACAAGCGCUGAUAAUCGCACAAAAGAGCGGGGGCGAACCGCUAAAUUAAGCUCGGACAACACCCACCCGUUUCCUCCGUCACGAAUCAUGGCGGCGGCGGAGGCGGCGGCGACGACUACGAUCCUGGAGCUGGAUCCUUCGCACGAGCGUGCCGGCCGCGUCAUCGAUGACAUCGUGCGGCUGGAGAAGAGGAUAUUCCCCAAGCACGAGUCCCUGGCGCGCUCCUUCCGCGAGGAGCUCAAGCGCCGCAACUCCGGCCUGCUCUACUCGACGUCCGGCGGCGAGGAGGAGGAGGUCGCCGGGUACGCCAUGUACACAUGCGCCACCUCCCUCUGCGCCUCCAUCACCAAGCUCGCCGUGAAGGAAGGCUGCCGGAGGCGGGGGAUCGGCGAGGCGCUGUUGGAGGCCGCCGUCGAGAGGUGCCGGAGGCGGCGGAUCCAGCGCGUGUCCCUCCACGUGGACCCGGCGAGGACGGCCGCCGUGGCGCUGUACCGGAAGGCCGGCUUCCAGGUCGAAACCACCGUCGUGGGCUACUACUCGCCGGAGAGGGAUGCUUACCGUAUGUACAUGGAUCUCCUCUAGGGUUCAUCUUCAGGAUCUCUGGGACUGCCAAUUUUGCUGUUAUCUAGUUCGAAUUGAUUUCUCUGAAUUUACGUGGGAGUUGAACGGUUAUCUGAAAUUUCUGUGCUCGAAAGGGCGGCAAUAACUGGUAGAGAAUGUGGAUGGAUGUAUUGAAGAUUUCAGAUAUUGCCAAAAUGCAAAUUAAUAUUGUUGCAGAAGGGACAACUCAGUUAUACAAGUUGCUGUAAUCACAGUUUCUCAGCAAGAGAGUUACAAUAUUUAAUGCAA